Myzus persicae (green peach aphid) is the source of this 2486-nucleotide messenger RNA. Its product is annotated as maltase A1-like. The record is from RefSeq and is a predicted model, not a curated record. Lineage: Eukaryota; Metazoa; Arthropoda; Insecta; Hemiptera; Aphididae. The transcript has 10 exons. Bases 195 to 2066 code for a protein of 623 amino acids. Gene Ontology annotation, biological process: carbohydrate metabolic process.
AGUCCAUCUAUAGACACCUGUUGUGUGAUAGAGAUCAUUAUUUAUAGUUUCAUCCCAGUAAAUAUUUCUAAGUUUUGUGGACGUUUAUUGUUAACUUUAAAAUUUCUAUCCCAUCGUAGACGAUAUUUACACUGUCAUCGGUUUGAGUGGCAUUCACCGUUCUUAGUACUUAUAGAUUAUCACGGGUCUUAACUAUGCGUCGUGAGUGCAUGGUUUUAUUAAUAUUAAAUGUUGCGGAAUAUUUCGCCGGCGCGAAGAACACGGUCGUCGCGGAUGAAAACGAGAGCUUGGAAUGGUGGCAAACUGCUGUUUACUACCAAGUCUAUCCGAGAUCAUUUAAGGAUAGCAAUGGUGACGGUAUUGGAGACCUCAAAGGGAUUGAAGAGAAAGCUGAGCACUUCAAAGACAUAGGAGUGGACUGUGUUUGGUUAUCACCAAUUUUCAAAUCACCCAUGGCUGACUUUGGUUACGAUAUUUCGGAUUACAAUGCGAUUGAUUCCGUGUAUGGCACAAUGGAUGAUUUUGUUUCGUUACAGAAAAAAUUGAAAUCUUUGGGCAUUAAGAUUAUUUUGGACUUCGUACCUAAUCAUUCAAGUGAUGAACACGAAUGGUUUAAAAAGUCUGUGCAAAAAAUUAUGCCAUACAAAAACUAUUAUGUAUGGAAAGAUGCUAAAUACGAUGAAAAUAAUUGUAGAGUGCCACCAAAUAAUUGGCAAAGUUUAUUCAGUAAUUCAGCAUGGACAUGGAAUGAAAAACGUGGACAAUAUUAUUUACAUCAAUUUGAUCCUAAACAACCAGAUUUAAAUUACAGAAAUAAAGCACUAGUUAAAGAAAUGAAAGACAACUUCAGGUUUUGGUUAGAUCUUGGUGUAGAUGGGUACAGAGUAGAUGCCGUACCAUUUUUGUUCGAGGAUCCACAAUUCUGUGACGAUAUCAGGAAACCAGAAGAGCUUGCUAUGAAAGAGAAAAAUACUUAUGAACAAUAUUAUCAUCCCAAUACAAUGGAUCUAGACGAAACCUAUGAUAUGAUCAAUCAGUUUAGGGAAGUAAUAGAUGAAUACAAACUGAAAGAUGGAAAAAGCAGAGUUAUGAUAACUGAAGCAUACACUUCUUUGGAAAACACUAUGAGAUAUUAUGGUAAUGAGACCAAUUUGGGAGCACAUAUGCCAUUUAACUUUGGAUUGAUCGAUCGAUUAAAUGAUCAUUCGAACGCCUCUAAAUUCAACGAUGCGAUAAAUAAUUGGUUGGACAAUAUGCCUGAAGGAAAAUGUGCGAACUGGGUGAUAGGAAACCAUGACCAGCCGCGCGUGGCCACUCGGUUCGGCAGUGAAAUGGUGGACGCCAUGAACAUGCUGAACAUGCUGUUGCCCGGCGCCGCGUUCACUUACAUGGGCGAGGAGAUCGGAAUGUCGGACACUGCCGUCCGCUGGGACCAGACGGUGGACCCGAGGGGCCUGAACGCGGGACCCGGCGGUUUUCGGACCUUGAGCAGGGACCCUGCCAGGUCUCCGUAUCAGUGGAACGCCAGUGCCAACGCCGGGUUCACGGUUUCGUCGACACCAUGGUUGCCGGUAAAUCCCAACUACUGGAAGCUGAACCUGGACGCGCAGCGGAAGCAGCACUGCAGCCAUUACACCGUGUACAAUCGGUUGGCCAGGCUCCGGAAGACCAGGACGGUGCAGCGCGGUUCGUUCGACGGCAGAGAGCUGUCCGAUUGGGUGUACGCGUUCACCAGGUCACUGCCGUCAGCAGAAACUUACCUGGUGGUGAUGAACGUCGGCUCGGAGGAUGAACAUGUCGACUUGAGUCGUUGGCCAACUACGGACGAAGACGAAACUUGGAUGGUGCACACGCCAAGUGUCAAUUCACAAUACACAAUAGGAUAUUCACUUAAGACAAAUGGAUUCAUGAUGAGACCAAAAUCAGCCAUGGUUUUGUGUAACAAAAGACAUUCAUUGGUAUUGUCGUCAUCUUCAUCUGCAACUUCGUCGACAUCCUCACCUUCGCUGUUGUUUCCGGUUGCAAUGUUCGUUGUCGCCAUGGGCUACUCUUUCGCCAACCAGUAAUCGUCAGUCAUCCAAGAAGAUUGAUUAUUUCUAAAAAUGCUAAUUUAUUAAAAAAAAACCUCAAUACUAUUGUGAAUCGUCCGGGCCAUUUUUAAAAUAUAAAUUAGAAAAUAGGUACAAUACCUACGUCUUUAUAGUGUUUUGAAAUCGAUGAAUUUCAUUUCUAAUAAUUAGUGGUAAUCAUCGUUGGACUUUAAAAUCGCGUUUACAAUCUUUUAUUUAUAACUGGCAUUAAUUUAAAAUAACAAAUAAUAAAGAGGAGAAAAUAAAUUAGGUAAUCACGCAGUAAAUCGGUGAAUAGUGAUCGAUACCUUGUGGCCUAAAUGUCAUAAUCAAUACCUAUAAUUUGAAACCAUUAUAAUAUUAUAGUUUGUCAUGCCUGUAACGUAGCAACGUCUUCCGUUGGCUUGUAUUAUAUAA